Messenger RNA from Siniperca chuatsi (mandarin fish), 6081 nucleotides. Its product is annotated as gamma-aminobutyric acid receptor subunit beta-3-like. Gene Ontology annotation, cellular component: neuron projection; GABA-A receptor complex; membrane. The transcript is spliced from 10 exons. The record is from RefSeq and is a predicted model, not a curated record. Gene Ontology annotation, molecular function: neurotransmitter receptor activity; extracellular ligand-gated monoatomic ion channel activity; GABA-A receptor activity. The coding region runs from base 1024 to 2547 and encodes 507 amino acids. NCBI's taxonomy places the organism in Eukaryota, Metazoa, Chordata, Actinopteri, Centrarchiformes, Sinipercidae. Gene Ontology annotation, biological process: nervous system process; regulation of membrane potential; monoatomic ion transmembrane transport.
AGAAAAUAACCCUGAUGAUGUCAUCAGAAAUAACCCUGGUGAUGUCAUUAAGGGUAUCUUUAAUUGGGCUUGAGACAUUAAAUUCUUAACCAAAAUUCUGCAAAUCACAAAUCUGAGAUGUGGAGUUUGAAAGACAUGUUUAUUUACCAUUCAGGGAGAGUCUAAUGAAAAGAUGCUACUCAGUUGCAUUAUGGGAAUUGUAGGAUCCAGUGUUUUUGGAUCUCAACAGGGCUAAAAGUCAGGAUAUCUCAGCCUCUGCUGCUUUGAUUUCGACCCUUCUUUUUAAAGUGUCUUGUGAGUCCCACAACUUAAUGAAAAGUGCGUUGCUAAAUCACUGGAGUGACCCUUCAAACACACACAUCCUACCAGUUUAUGGCACUUAAAAUAGACAGAGGACUUUAAUAGCAGUUUAAUUUAAAAAAAAAGAAAUUCUAAUGAGAACAGUUCAAGGAUUAGAAAGAAGUUAAUUUGCAUUAGAAAGAAGGGAAACUGAGCUUGACACUUGGGAUAUUUCCCCCACAUAUCUAAAAAAAAAAAAAAAAUAGACUAAAAAUAAAAACCCAGAAUACACAGACUAUACUGCAGCUACUGGUGGGUAUUUCUUUUUACAGUGUGCAAGCGUUGGGCUUCGUCUCUCAUUUGAACGAGCCGAGUGCCUUCACCGCCACCAGCAGCAGCAGCAGCAUCCCUGUGCACCCUCCUCAUCAAUAUGCGCUUCAGCUCCUGAAUGUAAGAGCCUCUUCUUCAUGCACAGUCAGAGACGGCAGAGACAAGCGCAGCCAGUAUUCAUGCCGGGGAGGCGAUGUCAGCCCAUAUUUCAUAUCUGACUCCAUCCACAGCAGGCUGCUGACUUUUACCCCCUCCUCGUGCGACUUUCUCCUUUUGGGCAAUCAAUGGAUUUACUCUGAUUUGAAGAGCGUCCGGAACCGUCUCGACUGUUGAUUUGGGGCUCUUUGCUGUUGUUGUGGUUCUAAACAAGGAAAGGAAAGAGAAAAAAAAACAAAAAACAAACAGGAGAGGGUGAUGUUUGCUUUGCACAGGGUUCGUCAGUUUCGCGUCUUGUCUGUACUGGUUGUCGGCUCGAUUGUGUGUUGCGCGAAAAGCGUCAAUGAACCGGGCAACAUGUCUUUCGUGAAGGAGACGGUGGAUAAACUACUGAAGGGAUAUGAUAUCCGACUGAGGCCAGACUUUGGAGGGGCCCCUGUUGCAGUCGGGAUGAGCAUAGACGUGGCCAGCAUAGACAUGGUGUCAGAAGUCAACAUGGACUACACAUUGACCAUGUAUUUCCAACAGUACUGGAGGGACAAGCGUCUAGCCUACAUAGGAAUCCCCCUCAACUUGACCCUGGAUAACAGGGUUGCCGACCAGCUCUGGGUCCCCGACACCUACUUCCUCAAUGACAAGAAGUCUUUCGUCCACGGAGUCACUGUCAAAAACCGCAUGAUCCGCCUGCAUCCGGACGGAACCGUUCUGUACGGCCUCAGGAUAACUACAACAGCAGCGUGUAUGAUGGAUCUCAGGAGGUAUCCCCUGGAUGAACAGAACUGCACUCUGGAGAUAGAGAGCUAUGGCUACACCACAGACGACAUCGAGUUCUACUGGAAAGGAGGCGAGUCGGCUGUAACGGGGGUGACACGGAUCGAGUUGCCUCAGUUCUCCAUUGUCGAUUACAAGUUGGUGUCCAGAAACGUAGUCUUUUCCACAGGUGCCUACCCUCGACUGUCUCUGAGUUUCAAGCUGAAGAGGAACAUCGGCUACUUCAUCCUGCAGACGUACAUGCCAUCGAUCCUGAUUACCAUCCUCUCCUGGGUCUCCUUCUGGAUAAACUAUGAUGCGUCAGCAGCCAGAGUGGCUCUAGGGAUCACCACGGUGCUGACAAUGACCACUAUCAACACCCACUUGAGAGAGACGCUGCCCAAGAUCCCCUAUGUCAAGGCCAUCGACAUGUACCUGAUGGGCUGCUUCGUCAUGGUCUUCCUGGCCCUGCUGGAGUACGCCUUUGUCAACUACAUCUUCUUCGGGAGGGGCCCUCAGAUGCAAAAGAAGCUGGCGGAGAAGGCAGAGAAGGCCAACAACGAGAGGGCAGCCAAGUACGACGCUGCAAGGGAGGCAGGUAGUAGGACCGCGUCCCUAAAACGGUCCAAUCAGGUUAAAGGUCUACGCCACUCACGCUCGGCGGAACCACACAGCCACGGGAACAUCCUGCUAACCACCCUGGAGAUCCAUAACGAAGUGGCGGGUGGUGAAAUCACCACCAGCGUAGCGGACAUUAGGAACUCUCAGUCCAUGGUGCAGUUGGACAGCACGGCCUCGACACACAUCCAGUACCGCAAGCAGAGCGGCGGGAUUGGCCCGCGCUCUGCCAGCCGCCACUCCCUGGACCGGUCCGCCCAGAUGAAACGCAGCCGUCUGCGGAGGCGGUCCUCGCAGCUCAAAAUCAAAAUCCCCGACCUGACGGAUGUGAACGCCAUCGACCGCUGGUCACGGAUCAUCUUCCCCUCUGUUUUCUCACUGUUCAACCUCAUCUACUGGCUCUACUAUGUCUGAUUGGACUGUUUUGUUGAGAUGUUUGUUGUUGUUUGUUUGAUUUUUUUUUUUCCCAUUUUGUUUCUCUUUCUUCCUUUUUUCUGUUGCUUUUAUACAUGAUGGAAUCUGUUGAGUUAAAGACUGCAACGCUACAAGACAAAAAAAAAAAACAGACUGAGAAAAGACUACUGAGUUUUGGACCAAGUUCUCGUCGAAAUUGUUUUUAUAUUUGCAGUCUUUGAGUCCUUAGUACCAAGGUCUUUUUAUUUUCUAAAGUAUGUACUGUAAUUGGGACUUGUGAUAGUCAUUUCCCAUCAUUUGCCCUCUCAGUAAUGUGUAAAUAGAGAGAUACAAAGCCAGCAAUUGAAUAAAUAACACAGUAUUUGCAAAAAAAACACGAAAGCAGUUAACGCAACGAUUUUUCUAAUCAAAAAAGAAUUAAGAAAACUUUAUACUACACAGAUGGUCAGAUAAGUGCAGGGAAUUCCUAAAAGUCCAUUAAACAAUCAAAUGUAUGUUUGACUGGUACCCUAUGCACUAUUAAUGCAUGUAAUGAUCAGCCAUAGUGGAAAAAUAACUCUUUUUUUGCCUUGGGUUAUGUCACAACUUUACAGAAGAAAUUACUCUGAUGGUGUGUAUUUGUUUAUAGCGUUGAUAAUAUACAUUAUACUUGCUAUUAACUAUAUCAUGCAUUGAUCUGGUAAACCUUUACCCAAACACAAUAAUUUAAAGUUGAGGACUUUGUCCUCUGUUCAGGAUGAUUGUGACUCAGGUUCUGAAUUUUUUGCUAUUUGGCAUCUUUUUCUUGACAAAGAAAAGUGUCACUGAAAUAUCCUUUGUGGUAAUUUGAUAAGAGGGGGGGAAAAAGCACAAAUAUGAAUCAAACUGCCAUUUUUUCACUUCUACCUUCUAGCAACAGCGCUUCAAGUGAUAGCAUGACAGAAUUGCACUCAAAUUUAUCAAACUUCCUCUAAAAACUGUCUUAUGUUCAUUUAAAACAACUGCCAAGGGCCUUUUGGGCGACACGGUUACUCAACCCAUGAAAUAUUAUGAUAUUUUUGUACUUUGUGUCUUCAGGUAUUCAUUUGAUUUCCUAACCCAUCUUAUUGAAAACGUAUUGUUGUUUUUUUUGCUCACCAUUUUUUUUUUGUACAUAAGUACAUAGGUGUGUAUAUACAUAAAUGUGUAUAUAUAUACUGUGUGUACAACCCAAAAUGAAAAUGAUCAAAUAUUGAGCAUUUUGUGAUUGUCAUACUGGCUCCUAACUGUCAGACUAUUUAGUGCAAAAAAAAGAACAAAAGACAAGGAUUAAACAAAUUAACCAACGGGUCAGUUUCAAGGAUCAGUCUGUGGGGCACUCUGAAUGCAUUUCUUCUCAAACAUCCGACCAUGUUGAAGUUCCACUCUAGACACUGUAUGUAUGUUCACUCUGCAUUUUAGAGUUACUGUAUACCCCACCAUACAGCAGCAAGUGAUGCAAAUGGAUUUCAUUGAUUCCACAGACGGACCACGAUAACCGGUCUGUCGACUAAUAAGCACAUACUAACAUUGAAUGUAUCGGAUCCAUUCUUCAGGGAGAGGAUAAUGAGCCAUGAUCAUCAUUUCUCCAUCAGAAUGUAAUGCCCAUUCUUAGAUUGCGAGUGACGAAGAAAGAGAGGGAAGGGAUGGUGUUUUAAGAGUGUGUGCAUGUGCAUGUGUGUGUGAGAGAGAUGGGGAAUGGAUAAGGAGAGCUGGAGAGAGGAGGGGUGUGCGUAGACCAUUUCUUUUCUGUGCUGCUUGCUCGACUAUGGACAAAUGUCAACGUAUAAUAGUUUUGUGGAUAAAAAUAGCUCUCCUAUCCGACUCUUUUAAUAAACUGUGUGCCAUUCCACCUAAGGUCGCAGAGCAGUCAACCAGUUACAACUCACAGGCGAUGAUGUAAAUUUUAAGCAUUCUUGUUCAGUGAUAUAUACAUGCACUGUUUGUGCAUGUACAAGAGUACAUGUAGAAAAAAAAUGCUACUUGAUAACAUUGAGUUCUGUUGUGAUUGAGAAGCUUGUUCUGUACAAGAGUCACUGAGAGUCAGAGUUGGGAUCAAUUUAACUUUGAAGUAAAAAAGUUUUAUGUGUACAUAUUGAUACAUGAUUAAGAACUGAAUGUAUUGUACUUGGAUUGUUGCUGCACAAAUGCAAUUUCCUUUCUGGAAACAGGAUUGACCUCAACCCUGAUUAAUUAGGGCUCUAGUUGAUUCCACAUUCAAGUGACCCUGAGUCUCUUGCUGGUUUCUUGUCCUGUUUUCUACUGUGUAGACGGGGCACAGUACACAUAUGACCUGGGUCCAAGAAAGAGCAAAGCUCCAGUUAUAGAUGAAAUUACAUCUAUAUAUAAUAAGCCAAAACAUCUUGCUAAAGAUGUGUUCAGAAAGAAAGCAAAGCAAAUUUUCACCUUGCGUCAUUCGUACGAAUUCGACGGCUUGUGUUUGCCCCAAACAGUAAAUGUACCAACUAUACGUUAGCGGCAGGUUAGCUAGCAACGGACGCACUGACCCACAUGGCCACAUGGGAGUGUGUGUCAGCCUCAGACUGAACACCAGAAACUCCAUUUCUUUCUGUUACUUCCCUCCAGCCUCUGUACGUUUAUGAAGCAGAUUCAUAAAGCCAUGGGAUGCGCACAAAUUUUUUCCGAAAUUGCAAUAUUUUCAACUCAGACAUGUCUUUGUGUCAAGUGGCGUCUUUCCAUUGACUUUAUAUGCAAUUGCACAACCACUAAAAGUCGCUUGCCGUUCUGUCUGAACACAGUAAAAGAGGAUGUCUUGACUUUGGUCUUGGUCACAAAUCAAGGUUUGUGAUCUCAUGCAUUCAAGGUAGAGCAUUGUUAACGUCAUGGAACCAGUUUGUCCAAAGAUGUUUCAAGCUGCUUUGCGUAGUUUGGAGGAGGAAAUUCGUACCUAUGAUAUUGCGAAACGGUUGAUAAAGCUUCAGUGUUGUGUAAAUAAGAUAUAAUAAGACAGAUUUCUGGAACACUGAAGCUAGAAAAUAACUGUUUUAAAGUAAAAAAAACAAAAAAAAAACCUUCCUGGCUUACUGUUCACGUUGAUUUAAACGAUUACUUUCGGGUCAUGUGGUGAGAUUUAAAACAAGUUUUUCCAGUUGGUCAUUGUAUGAGUCAGUUUUUUAAUUACCAAACUCAUUAGUGCAGUUGAAAAGUGAAAGAGAAUGUAACUGUUACAAACUCUAGAUACUUGUUUAUCAUGCAUGCAACUACAAUUCGUAACUUGGGAAGAUUAAAAAAAAAGAAGAUAUUUUGCAAACUCACUUAUGAGAGCUGCCAGCUGCUCAUUUUAGAGAUGACAUUAUGCCAUGUGAGCCUACAUUAAAAAGAAAAAAGUAAAAAAAAAAAAAAGUCAUCAAAGACUUAAGGUGUUGUAUGGCCUUGGUCCCAUAAUGGAAUGUGAAAUGUUCUGUGCUGCCACAAAAUGUAUUUAGGCUUAGAUUUAUACUGUAUAUCUCUGUAUGUUUCUCUUCCUUUUUCAAUAGAUUAUCAUGUGAAACCAUCAAAUAAAUUAUAUACAUUGUA